CAAGUGACAAUGGGAGGAGCUACGCAGGACGCAUGAGCAGGGCAGGAGACCGGGUGUGUCAGAGAUGGGACUCCCAGUCCCCCCACAGCCAUCCCCACACACCACAGGCUCAUCCUGAUGCAGGCCUGGAGGAGAACUUCUGCCGUAACCCUGACAACAAGGAGCGGCCCUGGUGCUACACCACGGACGUGCACCCGAUAUAUAGGUGGGCCUACUGCGAUGUGAUGGAAUGUGCAGAUCCAACGUCUGUGAACGUCAACGUAGAACCAUGUACACGCAAUAUUUUCCGAUCCACGCUUACUUCAUGUGACGGAAUGUGUGGGACGCGUCAUCUACGAGUUGAGAGUUGCAACUGUGACAAGAAUUGUCGCGUUUUCGGGGAUUGCUGUAAAGACUUUGAAGAACGGUGCAGCGACAUCGCUCAGAUGACCCCCGAUCACCCCGACAAAAAGUGGAAGUGUGUGCCAGACUUCUACCAAGGGACAUCCUAUUGGUUGGUUGCUGACUGUCCAGACGACUGGACAGAUGACGUUACAAGACAACAGUGUUUGAAACAGGUGGAUCUCUUCAACCCGAGCGAACUUGCCGACCGAAUGCCUGUUAAGAAUGUACGAACAACUGUCUCUUAUAGAAACAUAUUCUGUGCUUUCUGUAACAAUGUGUCUUUGUCUGAAGUAGAACCUUGGGAGUCUACAGUUAGGUGCACUGGCCUGAUAAACUCUUCUACACAUCAUACCACUCCAAGUACACAACUGUACCACACCAUUGUUGACAAUCACACGGAAUGCCUUGGUAUCAGCAACUUAGAAUUUCUAGACCAGUAUGGUAAACAAUGCCUUUACCACGAGUUUGAUUCGUCCAAUGUUAACUGUGAUGAAUCUUCCUGCAGGUCCUACAAGCUCUUUAUGAGGGGUUUGUAUAAGUCUUACAAAAACGUACACUGUGCUCUGUGCGAAGGGUUGUCUCCUGCUGCAAGUACAAAGUUGAUACCGUGUCCAUUUGCCACCAGCAACGUGCAUGGCUGUUUCCCAAACUGUAUUUCAUUGACUAAUCUCUUCAACUUUGGUGAUGAUAACGAUGAAGACAACCCUACGCAUUGUCCUCCAAACAGUGUAUACGACCCAUUUGUUGACACAUGUAGGCUUCUCAAGGAUGACCACACAAGUCAAGGCUCAGCAAAUAAAAGUGUGACCUUCCAAAACUGCAGCACCCCGGCUUUGCUUUUCACGUCUGAAGAGUUCCAAGCUCUACCUAACGGUAGUGUCCAUCUCUUGAGUGCAAACGUGACAUGCGCUGCUGAGCAGGUGGCCAUCCAGAACACAGCGGCGUUGGUGUGUGGGGAGUGUAUACUGCAGUAUUUCUCCAAUGACACGCGUGGAGGAACAACAGACAACCCUUGGGAAGCCGACCAGGGUUACUUGACACUAGGCCUCGUGGUCGUGUCGGCUGUAGCGGCGGUCGCUUUCGUUGUGUAUUCCAGGCGGCCCGAACAGUGGAAGAAAAUGGGUGGGAAGCUGAAAGUUCAGGUGGUCCUAUGCAUGACAACUGCAGAGUCACUAUUCGUGGGGCGAGUGCUCAUACCCGAAGGACCGGCGUGUACUGGUUUUGCUAUACUCCUCCACUACCUCCUGCUGUCUGCGUUCACUUCAAUGAACGCGCUAUCUUUGGACCUCUUUCUGACGUUUCGCCAAGAGUCCGAAAGAGCUUCGCUGCGCAAGUACAUCCUGUACACGUGGCUGGUGCCGGUGCUGGUCGUCGGCUUGACGGCGUUUGUGGAUUUCUGUCCCUGCAGUGAUGUCAGGGUGGGGUACGGACAGCAGGCUUGCUGGAUAGGUAGCCCCACGGGAAGCUUGAUCGUUUUUGGCGCCCCAGUCCUCUGUGCUCUUCUGAUAAACCUCGGCCUCAUCAUCCACACUUUGUUGGCCAUACGGAAGUCGUUCCAUAUAGCGGACGCUGCGCUGGUUCGCUCGAACAGCAGCAAGGCUUGGGUGUACCUGCGUAUCUCAUUUAUGACCGGGUUCACUUGGAUAAUCGGCUUCAUUGUGCCGUACGCGCACAGCAGGGCUCUAGAGUACAUCUUCAUCGUGCUGAACGCCUCCCAGGGCCUUCUGCUGACGCUGCUGCUCACGCUGACAUCAGAUGUGGUGCUGACGUGGAUGUCAAAGUUCAGAGAGCGCUUCCGUCCGGGUAAACCUGGUCAGGACGCCGGUAGGCCCACCACUACCGCCGCCGGUAAUCAACAGAGCUCUGUCCGGGGUACUGAAACCACGGCAACUGGCACCGACCCGGCUGUAGACAUACCCAUGACAGUUCUAGUCUGUAAAACUGACGCUACGGCACCUGAAGCUAACCCUGCUACAGGCAUACCCAAGAUGGGUCGAAUUCUGGUCAGUAAAUCCGAAGCCACGGCACCGGAAACUGACCUUGCUACUUGCAUACACAAGAUGGGUCGAAUUCUGGUCCGUAAAACUGAAGCCAAGGCACCAGAAACUAACCCUAGUACAGACAUACCCAUGACAGAUCUGGUAGGUAAAACUGAAGCCACGGCACCAGAAACUAACCCUAGUACAGACAUACCCAUGGCAGAUCUGGUAGGUAAAACUGAAGCCACGGCACCAGAAACUAACCCUAGUACAGACAUACCCAUGGCAGAUCUGGUAGGUAAAACUGAAGCCACGGCACCAGAAACUAACCCUACUACAGACAUACCCAUGACAGAUCUGGUAGGUAAAACUGAAGCCACGGCACCAGAAACUAACCCUAGUACAGACAUACCCAUGGCAGAUCUGGUAGGUAAAACUGAAGCCACGGCACCAGAAACUAACCCUAGUACAGACAUACCCAUGGCAGAUCUGGUAGGUAAAACUGAAGCCACGGCACCAGAAACUAACACUGCUACAGACGUACCCAUGACAGAUCUGGUAGGUAAAACUGAAGCCACGGCACCAGAAACUAACCCUAGUACAGACAUACCCAUGACAGAUCUGGUAGGUAAAACUGAAGCCACGGCACCAGAAACUAACACUGCUACAGACAUACCCAUGGCAGAUCUGGUAGGUAAAACUGAAGCCACGGCACCAGAAACUAACCCUAGUACAGACAUACCCAUGACAGAUCUGGUAGGUAAAACUGAAGCCACGGCACCAGAAACUAACACUGCUAACUAACCAUGCUACAGACUAGACACACACACACACACACACACACACACACACACACA
This is a messenger RNA of Branchiostoma floridae (Florida lancelet), 3220 nucleotides long. RefSeq lists its product as uncharacterized. Lineage: Eukaryota; Metazoa; Chordata; Leptocardii; Amphioxiformes; Branchiostomatidae. The transcript has 4 exons. Gene Ontology annotation, cellular component: membrane. The record is from RefSeq and is a predicted model, not a curated record. Gene Ontology annotation, molecular function: G protein-coupled receptor activity. Gene Ontology annotation, biological process: cell surface receptor signaling pathway; G protein-coupled receptor signaling pathway. Bases 33 to 3167 code for a protein of 1044 amino acids.